AUGUCUGGAAAAUUAUAUCAUAAUUGUCCCAACGCAGGCAACCCCUACCAUGAGUGCAGUGAUCGAUGUUUCGAGCGGAUCAACUCUAGAGGUGUCCCCAAGAAGGAGAAGAAGUCAUUUGGCUUUGGUAAGCCAGCUUGGAGAAAGGAAAGUCAUCCUAUCAGUCCGGUUCGUGUUGUUGCGGAAAAUAGAUGGCCACUUCUGAGUUAUUACGCUAAGAAGAUGGUCGCAUCAGAGUCUCCUUCAUGCUCAUCCUCUGAUGAUACCUUCAACGUAAACCUGUCCAGACCGCCUUCUCCUCUACAUGGAAACAAGUCUGAAUCAGUUAUAAAUUGGCUCCCAAUGUCGCCUUCUCUCGCUGUGUACUGCAAGAAAGAUUCUUUUGCAUCAAAUGUGAGCAUUUAUUCUCUGUCUCUGUGCUAUCACUCCUCUUUGUUUAGUGUAUAUCUUUUUGGUGAGAGUCUCAUGUUUCCUCUCUGCAGUUUGAUCACCGUGCGCUGA
Messenger RNA from Eruca vesicaria subsp. sativa (arugula), 501 nucleotides. NCBI's taxonomy places the organism in Eukaryota, Viridiplantae, Streptophyta, Magnoliopsida, Brassicales, Brassicaceae. The record is from the annotation of a GenBank genome assembly.